UCCGGUCCACCGAAAGACUCGGGUCUUCACAGAUAUAUAUUUCUAGUGUAUAAACAGUCGGAUGUGAUUCACACCGACGAGAAGACUGUGUCCGAGCGUUCAAUCGAUGGCAGAAUGAUGUGGAAUGUUAGGACAUUUGCUAAAGAAAACAAGCUUGCAAUCGCUUUCAUUAGUAGUGAGUCUUUGGGUGAGGAAAUUAAAGGGCGAGUGAAAAGUCGGGUCAAGAGUUUCAUCAGCAGAAGAAGAAUGUCUCCCUUAAGACGCGACGGUAUUGUUCCCGAUGUCAUCGAUUCGGUGCCGAAGGACACGAUAACGGUGAAGUAUCCGUCGGGAGUUGAGGUCAACUAUGGCAACGAAUUAACGCCCACUCAAGUGAAGGACAAACCUACGGUUGUCUGGCCCGCAGACGGCAACUCUCUGUACGCACUCGUGAUGACAGAUCCGGACGCCCCGAGUCGUAAGGAGCCCGUCAAUGGUCAGGUCAAACACUGGCUUGUGGUCAAUAUUCCGGGCGCCGAUGUGGCCAAAGGUCGACCGCUGGCCGAUUAUAUCGGCUCCGGUCCGCCGCAGGACACGGGUCUUCAUCGGUACGUGUUUUUGGUGUACAAACAGACGGCGACUAUCGAUACGAACGAGAAGAAUGUGUCCAAUCGUUCCCGUGAAGGACGUCUGAAGUGGAAAGUCAGGGAUUUUGCCAAACAAUACAAUUUGGGUGAACCCAUAGCCGCCAACUUCUAUCAGGCACAUGUUUUUAUAAGCGAUACUUUUGGUCAAAACCAGACUAAGAGUAAAAUCAGGAGAACGGGUGGACGAAGAAGUUCUCCCGUUAGACGCGAUGGUAUUGUUCCCGAUGUUAUCGAUUCGGUGCCAAAGGGAAAGAUUACCGUUAAGUAUACGUCGGGACUGGAAGUGAAAUACGGCAAUGAAUUAACGCCAACACAAGUGAAGGUCCAGCCGGUGGUCGAGUGGCCGGCGGACAAAGACUCGUACUAUACGCUGGCAAUGGUUGAUCCCGACGCUCCCAGUCGUAAGGAUCCCAUGUUUGGUCAAUACAAACACUGGUUGGUCAUUAAUAUUCCGGGCUCCGACGUGACCAAGGGCAAAACUUUGGCCGAGUAUAAAGGCUCGGGACCACCGAAGGAUACGGGACUACACCGAUAUAUUUUCCUGGUCUACAAACAGCCGGGUAUUGUCAAUACAAGUGAAAAGACAGUGGCCAGCGAUUCCCUGUCCGGUCGUCCAUUCUUUAAAGUGCGGGAUUACGCAAAGACCAAUCGGUUGAGCCAACCCGUGGCCAUCAACUACUUUCAGGCACAGUUUGAUGGGUCCCUCGGAUAA
Medioppia subpectinata is the source of this 1338-nucleotide messenger RNA. The record is from the annotation of a GenBank genome assembly. Lineage: Eukaryota; Metazoa; Arthropoda; Arachnida; Sarcoptiformes; Oppiidae.